UUUCAUGUUUCCUGUUACUGGUGGAAUAAGACCUCCUCAAGCAGGCCUGAUGCCGAUGCAGCAACAAGGAUUUCCUAUGGUCUCUGUCAUGCAGCCUAAUAUGCAAGGCAUGAUGGGAAUGAAUUACAGCUCUCAAAUGUCCCAAGCACCUAUUGCUAUGCAGGCAGGGAUACCAAUGGGACCAAUGCCAGCAGCGGGGAUGUCUUACCUGGGACAAGCACCGUUCCUGGGCAUGCGUCCUCCAGGCCCACAGUAUGCUCCAGACAUACAGAAGCAAUUUGCUGAAGAGCAGCAAAAACGAUUUGAGCAACAGCAAAAACUCUUAGAAGAAGAAAGAAAAAGACGCCAGUUUGAAGAGCAGAAGCAAAAACUCAGACUUCUGAGUAGUGUGAAACCCAAGACAGGAGAGAAGAGUAGAGAUGAUGCUUUGGAAGCCAUAAAAGGAAACUUAGAUGGGUUUUCCAGAGACGCUAAGAUGCACCCUACUCCAGCAUCACACCCCAAGAAACCAGAUUGUCCCACAUCAUCUCAUUCUACUAAAACUGUCUCCCCAUCACCUGCCUUUCUUGACGAAGAAGAAUUCAGUGACUUUAUGCAGGGGCCUGUUGAAGUUCCCACAUGUGGGCCUUCUUCCAUGUCCCAGCCCUUUCAGUCUUUACAUCCCACCACCCCACUUGGCCAGUUGCAUAUACAGAAGGCUGGGGCCCAGCCUCUCCCUCCAGGUCAGAUUCCAGUGUCUUUUGCCUUACAUGGUGUCCCUGGGCAAAUUCCUUAUUCCUCUACUGCUUCAGCCUCACACAGUGUACAAAAAGCAGGCCCUUCCUUGGAUGAGAAGCUCCUAGUAUCUUGUGAUAUAAAUACAUCUGGGCAGGAACAAAUUAACUUAAAUACUUCUGAAGUUGGGCGCAAAGCUCUAGGCCCAGGUUCCAGUAAGAACUAUCCCAGUUUAACGGCCAAUAACGGGGUUGCGGUAGAUGGAUGUGUAAGUGGUACCACCACUGCAGAGGCAGAAAAGACUUCAGACCAAAACCUGUCCAUUGAAGAGAGUGGCAUGGGGGUAUUUCCCUCGCAGGAUCCCGUGCAGCCCAGAAUGCCUCCUUGGAUUUAUAAUGAGAGUUUGGUUCCAGAUGCCUAUAAGAAAAUUUUAGAGACCACCAUGACUCCAACUGGAAUAGAUACUGCUAAACUUUAUCCCAUUCUGAUGUCAUCUGGACUUCCCAGGGAAACUCUUGGACAGAUAUGGGCCUUAGCUAAUCGAACUACCCCUGGCAAACUUACUAAAGAAGAACUCUAUACUGUUCUCGCCAUGAUAGCAGUAACACAGAGAGGCGUUCCUGCUAUGAGUCCAGAUACUUUAAACCAAUUCCCUGCAGCUCCUAUUCCAACUUUAAGUGGCUUUCCUAUGACUCUGCCCACUCCAGUGAGUCAGCCAACUGUGAUACCUUCAGGCCCUGCAGCUUCCAUGCCCCUCAACCUCGGACAGCCAGUCAUGGGCAUUAACCUCGUUGGACCAGUGGGUGGUGCUGCAGCCCAGUCUUCCAGUGGCUUCAUGCCAACUUACCCUGCAAAUCAGGUGGGAAAGCCCGAAGAAGAUGACUUCCAAGAUUUUCAGGAUGCUACUAAGUCAGGAUCCCUUGAUGACUCAUUCACUGAUUUCCAGGAGUUGCCUGCUUCUUCAAAAACAAAUCCCCAGCAUGGAAACAGUGCCCCUUCUUUGUUGAUGCCUCUUCCUGGAACUAAAGCAUUGUCUUCAGUGGAUAAAUAUGCUGUAUUUAAAGGAAUUGCAGCAGACAAAUCUUCUGAAAAUAAUGUCCCAUUUGGAGAGCCUGGUGAUAAAUACAGUGCUUUCAGAGAACUUGAACAGACUACAGCAGAAAGUAAAUCUUUAGGAGAAAGCUUUGCAGAAUUCAGAUCUGCAGGAACUGAUGAUGGUUUCACCGAUUUUAAAACAGCCGAUAGCGUAUCACCAGUAGAGCCACCAACAAAAGACAAAACUUUUCAAGCAUCCUUCCCCUCAGGACCUAUACAACAGAAACAACAAACACAAGUGAAAACUCCUCUGAACUUAGCAGAUUUAGAUAUGUUUUCCUCAGUUAAUAGCAGUGAAAAACAGUUGUCUUUUUCAACCACAUUUAGUGCAUCAAAAUCAGUUUCCUCACGACCACAGCCAACAGCUUCUACUCCAACUGUGACUGCAUUGGCAUCCACUAAGACUUCUAGUUUGGCUGAUGAUUUUGGAGAAUUCAACCUUUUUGGAGAAUAUUCUAGCCCAGCACCUGCUGGGGAACAGGAUGACUUUGCAGAUUUUAUGGCUUUUGGUAACAGCUCUAUUUCAUCUGAGCAAAAAGCAGAUGACAAAUAUGAUGCCCUAAAAGAGGAAACUAAUCCUCUUCCUCUGACCAGCAACUUGGGCAGCACAGUGAAGAGUGGACAGAACCCAGCUGCUGUGUCUACAAAGUAUGAUGUCUUCAAACAACUUUCCCUGGAAGGAUCUGGACUCGGUGUUGAAGACCUGAAAGAUAGCACUGCUUCAGGAAAAAAUGACGAUGAUUUUGCUGACUUUCACUCUAAUAAAUUUUCUUCCAUAAACUCAGACAAAUCCCUGGGAGAGAAGGCGGUGGCUUUCAGACAUACCAAGGAAGACUCUGCUUCCGUGAAGUCCUUGGAUCUCCCUUCCAUUGGUGGCAGCAGUGUUGGCAAGGAGGACUCUGAAGAUGCACUCUCUGUUCAGUUUGACAUGAAAUUGGCUGAUGUGGGAGGAGAUCUUAAGCAUGUCAUGUCUGAUAGCUCUUUGGAUUUACCGACAGUUAGUGGCCAGCAUCCGCCUGCUGCAGCCUCCUCAGCUGCCUCAGUUCUUCAAAAGAAAGAGACUUCAUUUGGCAGUUUGGAAAACAUCACCAUGACUUCUUUCUCCAAAGUAACCACCUUUGCCAGUGAAGAUCCUCUCCCAGAGACCGCCUUCCCAGCUUUUGCCAGUUUUAAAGAUGCAGUUCCUCAGACCAGUGAGCAAAAAGAAUAUGAAAGUGGGGACUAUAAAGAUUUCACAAGGGACCUGCCAACAGCUGAGCGAAGCCAGGAGGCCACGUGUCCAAGCCCAGCUUCCAGUAGUGCCUCUCACGAGACCCCCAAUGAAUGUUCAGAUGACUUUGGAGAGUUUCAAAGUGAAAAGCCCAAAAUCAGCAAAUUUGACUUUUUAGUGGCCACUUCACAAAGCAAAAUGAAAUCAAGCGAAGAAAUGAUCAAAAGCGAGCUGGCAACCUUUGACCUUUCUGUUCAGGGAUCACACAAGAGGAGUUUGAGCCUUGGUGAUAAAGAAAUAAGCCGUUCCUCUCCUUCUCCGGCCUUGGAGCAGCCUUUCAGGGAUCGUUCCAACACUCUGAGUGAAAAGCCCGCUCUCCCCGUCAUCCGGGAUAAGUACAAAGAUCUGACAGGAGAGGUGGAGGAGAAUGAGAGAUACGCAUACGAAUGGCAGAGGUGCCUGAGGAGUGCCCUGGAAGUGAUUAAGAAGGCAAAUGAUACCUUAAAUGGAAUCAGUAGUAGUUCUGUUUGCACAGAAGUAAUUCAGUCAGCUCAAGGCAUGGAAUAUUUAUUAGGUGUUGUUGAAGUGUACAGGGUAACCAAGCGUGUGGAGCUGGGGAUCAAAGCCACUGCUGUAUGCAGUGAGAAACUCCAGCAGUUGCUGAAGGACAUCGAUAAAGUAUGGAAUAACCUAAUUGGCUUCAUGUCACUCGCCACACUCACACCAGAUGAAAAUUCGCUGGAUUUUUCUUCCUGCAUGUUACGGCCUGGGAUUAAAAAUGCCCAGGAACUUGCCUGUGGGGUGUGCCUCUUAAAUGUGGACUCCAGGAGUCGGAGAGAAGAGAAGCCUGCAGAAGAACAUCCUAAAAAAGCAUUCAACUCAGAGACAGACAGUUUCAAGCUCGCAUAUGGAGGGCACCAGUACCAUGCCAGCUGUGCCAACUUCUGGAUCAACUGUGUGGAACCAAAACCUCCUGGCCUCGUCCUGCCUGAUUUGCUCUGAAAAGCUCCUCUGUGAAGAACCAACCACCCCAUGAGGUGCCAGGGACCAAUAAACAGUGCAAGUACUGCAGAGUUCACCCCCAUGAAUGUGUACGCAGGGUUCUCCAAGAGGUAGGGAAGGGGCGAUGUUGCGGAAUCCAGUCCUUGCCGUGGGAUAGCCUCUGGGCCUUCAUCCCCAUUGCCAGUCUGUGGGAUUGUGGGCCAAACUGCCCUCCCCAAAUGCAUGUGGCACCAGAAGUUGUCUCACUUAGCCCUAGCUCUCUUAAGAUAUUUUAAAAUAUGGACCACAAUUUUCUCUAUGUAAGGAAUAAUUUGCUGCUGCAAUAUUGAAACUGUGAAGAAUUGACAUUUGAAGAAAAAUAAAUUAUUAGGGGUAGGACUGCAAUUGGCAAGAUUGUUUCAAGCUUAUUUAUAUCUUAUUCAUGCUUAUUUAUAUCUAGAAUACUUACUGUCCUGUGAAGUAGAAUGCAUUUAUCCACGUUUGAUUCGUUAAAAUCUGAAGUGAAUAAAAGUGGGUCAUUGUGAUUGAACUGAUGCUCUUUUUACCAAAACAGAAAAAUCUGCUGUCUUGCCUGGACAGUGGCAGGAAGGUGAGGGCAGAUUUUACCAACCUCGCUGUCACAGCUGAACGAGUUCUCUACGCUUUCCUUCAUUUCUAAACAGCCAGCUAGCAAGAAUUCUCCCUAAAACAUGGCUGGGCACUUUGAAGUGGAGGAAAUGUUCAUUUUGACAGAGACCCAAAUCCUGCAUAUCAGGAUAUCCUUCCACUUAGGAGCCUUCGUUGAAAACCUGUGCUGGCUUACAAAGACUGAAGAUGGUACUUUUUUCAGACCACAAGUUUGGAAAGACAGCAGAAUGAAAUCUCUUUGCAGUGACCUCUCUAGAUUUCCAAA
This is a messenger RNA of Tupaia belangeri chinensis (Chinese tree shrew), 4913 nucleotides long. RefSeq names its product synergin gamma (gene SYNRG). The record is from RefSeq and is a predicted model, not a curated record. Gene Ontology annotation, cellular component: clathrin coat of trans-Golgi network vesicle. NCBI's taxonomy places the organism in Eukaryota, Metazoa, Chordata, Mammalia, Scandentia, Tupaiidae. Gene Ontology annotation, molecular function: protein binding.